AUGGGUUUACUGGUUCAUGCGGAAGCGGUUCAUUUCUGUGCCACGGUAUGUCCAGCCUGCUCUGUCCCCUUACUGCAACCGGGUCGUGUGGCCCAGGACUGUCCCGCAGGGCAUUUGUAUCACCGUUUAGCCGAUUUGCGUCUCCAAUUGGAGGAGGCUGCUCUUGGUCCUAUGAACGAAUCUGAUGUGAACGGGAAGGAGAAUAAUACUGUAUCUGCCGGUGGACGGAUGCGGCUGACACGAUUAGAUGAUUGGUUGGUCGCGGUCGAUAAGUUCUGGUCCGAUGCUGCCAACGAGGAUGAACCAUCCAAGGUCGGUUACUCAAGUGGCGUUUGUUGA
Molecule: messenger RNA, 339 nt
Organism: Echinostoma caproni
Lineage: Eukaryota; Metazoa; Platyhelminthes; Trematoda; Plagiorchiida; Echinostomatidae
Source: the annotation of a GenBank genome assembly